Mizuhopecten yessoensis (Yesso scallop) is the source of this 1598-nucleotide messenger RNA. Its product is annotated as biogenesis of lysosome-related organelles complex 1 subunit 4-like. The record is from RefSeq and is a predicted model, not a curated record. The transcript is spliced from 5 exons. NCBI's taxonomy places the organism in Eukaryota, Metazoa, Mollusca, Bivalvia, Pectinida, Pectinidae. Gene Ontology annotation, cellular component: BLOC-1 complex. Bases 19 to 642 code for a protein of 207 amino acids.
UUUCGUGUGGAGACGUGGAUGAUUGGUCACAUGUCGAACAAAAUGGACGUCGACGAAACUAUGAAAGAGAAUGAGGAAACUGAAAAAGGAGACCAGGAGAAAGAGGAGGCUGUAGAUAUGCUGGAAAGUUUAUCGAAGGAUUAUUCGACUUAUCUUGAAAUUGAUGCGUCAAAAGAGAAAAACAAAUUUGGUGAAACCAUUGAAGAUAUGUUGACCAAAUUGGAUGAGUUUGGUAGCCUUGUGGAUAUGAUACGCAGUGACUCCACUCUCUGUCUAACGUCCACACUACCUAAGAUACAGAGGAAACAGGCUGAGAUCCAGGAUAUGUUUGACAAGAUCGACAGACUAGAGGCGUUUGUGUCGGUGGUACGUGAGAACACAGCCAUGAUGGAGGAGUGUGUCAACAGAGCAGAAGACGAGAUGGGCUCCUUCAGCGGACUCAAGAAAAUGCUGUCCUCGUUUGUUAGUCCAAAGCGUUCUCAGACCAAAGACAACCAGACUCUAUCAUUCACCCCUCCACAAAUAUUUAAAACAGAAGAAUAUUUCCCAAGGCAGUCGUCACAAGAGGAUACUCCAGGGGAGACAACUGAAGGUGUUAAACCAGAAAGAAAUAUCACAUCUGCAACAUCAACAGCCUCCUGAUAUUUGAAUGUGUGUGUUUUUAGUUGAUAUAGAAUAAUUUAUGCCCUGGUCUUAUGAGUGCUGUGUCCGAGAGCGUGAGUGUUUGGUGCAGAGGAUAGUAAAUGUUAUGUAACAUUCCAGGGAAUUGUUGCUGUUGGCAAAUAAUAAUAUAUACAUGUAUUUAAUUAAUACUAAAAUACUACUUUAAUAACCUAUGAGUUUAUUGACUGUAUCCUUUUCAGGUCAAAAGUGCUCAAACAAUUUCCUUUAAAUGAAGCUUUGAGAAAUGCCCUUAGAUCAGUGAACAAUGUUGUGACAUCAUAAAGGGUGUAGUGCAUCAUGUCUUUUAAUCCAUUACCAAUAAAAAAUAUUAAGAUUAUUUUUGAAGGUAGUUGAACUAUAUUUUGUUCAUGAUCAAAGGGUGUAAUGCAACAGUAUCAUACUUUUAUCCAUUACUUAAUAAAAAUAUUUAAAAUACAGUUAUGUUUUUGGUAGUUGAAGUAUAUUUUGUUUUUAAUAAAAGAAUAAGGGACUUUUGUGAUGGUGAAUUCAAUGUGUUGUAUAGAUGUAACAUUGAAUGUUAAUUCACACCACUCCAUAUUUAUAAAUUUUCGAUGCUUUGCCGAGGGUUUUGCCAGAUUUGAAAAUCGCGAGGGUGGAAUUUCCCUAUUCUACAACCAUGGGCAAGAAAGAGUAUUUUUCUCUCACUACACCUACCAGGAUAAGUUCAGAAACCAUGAAAAUGCAUUUGGACUGGCUACCAUUUUGAAAAUAUCAAUUUUUCCCCUGAGCUUUUUAGACAAAAACGAAUCCGUCGGCAAGAUUUAGCAUGUACAGUAAAUAUAUCUCUAAAGGUUUUGAUUUCAUCACGUCACCUUUUCCGCAUUGCUGCAUCAGAGUUUUCCAAAUUUGUGACGUCGCAUCAUUGUUGGGCUAUUAUGACGUCACGACACAUGAAAUGAGGUGUAAGAUAGAAA